Messenger RNA from Rodentolepis nana, 939 nucleotides. Lineage: Eukaryota; Metazoa; Platyhelminthes; Cestoda; Cyclophyllidea; Hymenolepididae. The record is from the annotation of a GenBank genome assembly.
AUGCCUUCUUUUAUGAUUUGUGAUAUUCUUGAGCAGGAACCAAGCAUCAGGAGUUCUAUAAGUCAAGAUGGAGGAGAUUCGGAGACAUUCGAUUGGGGAAGUCCCUCGACAUUAAGGGAUCACUCACCGAUUGACCUUUGUACUCGUUUGCCUUUCCCCGUCUCUCCUUGGCUCUCGACCCCACAAAUUAAUUUCGAUAAUCGAAUUGUACAACAAGACUCCAGUCAAAAGGAUGACAGUACACUGACCUCGGGAGAUGCAUACCAAUGUCUUUUUGGAUCUGACGAUCUAUACAACAUUCGGCAAUCCUCAACUUUGAACAUCCAAAACAGUGGAAUAAAAGGUGGAGGCAUGAUAACUACAAGUGAAGGAAGUAGUCUCAACGAUGACGGUGGUAUUGGAAAAUGCAAGAAAACUCGUAAAGCUCGAACCGCUUUUUCCGAUCAUCAGCUUAAUGAAUUGGAGAGAACCUUCGAAAGACAGAAGUACCUCUCUGUUCAAGAUCGCAUGCAACUAGCCGAGAAAUUGCAUCUUUCUGAUAUGCAAGUUAAAACUUGGUAUCAAAAUAGACGGACCAAGUGGAAACGGCAAGCAAGUGUGGGCAUGGAACUACUCACAGAGGCUACUAAUAAUGUAAAUCGAUUUUUUCAAAAUCAAAAUCAGCCAUCGAGGUUAGUAGAUGAGCGCACCAAUCAACGCCAGGGUUUACUGGAGCCCCUUACAGCACUUAUGAUGAGGGCAUCUUUAGAAGGAGUUGAGCAACCCCCUCACGAAUUUAUCUCGCUCUUCUCAAACCCAAACACACCCAAUCGUUCUCUUGACCUUGAUUUAUUGAAGUGCAUUCCUCCUCCCCCACUAGCAUUGCAAAUUCAAAUGCCUCCUAGGAGUAUAGCUUCUUCCACUGUAAACAAGGCCUUCGAUCAUUUCACAGGCCGAUAA